Messenger RNA from Acanthisitta chloris (rifleman), 2380 nucleotides. RefSeq names its product metabotropic glutamate receptor 1-like. The transcript has 5 exons. The record is from RefSeq and is a predicted model, not a curated record. Gene Ontology annotation, biological process: G protein-coupled glutamate receptor signaling pathway; regulation of synaptic transmission, glutamatergic. NCBI's taxonomy places the organism in Eukaryota, Metazoa, Chordata, Aves, Passeriformes, Acanthisittidae. Gene Ontology annotation, molecular function: G protein-coupled receptor activity involved in regulation of postsynaptic membrane potential; adenylate cyclase inhibiting G protein-coupled glutamate receptor activity. The annotation marks the transcript as partial. Gene Ontology annotation, cellular component: postsynaptic density membrane.
AAAGUGCUCUCCUACUUGCCUAGGGUGAAGAGGUAUGACAUCAUGAACCUGCAAUACAUAGAGCCCAACCACUAUGACUAUGUCCUCAUUGGGACCUGGCAUGAGGGUGUGCUCAACAUUGACGACUACAGGAUUCAGAUGAAUAAGAGCGGAAUGGUCCGAUCAGUGUGCAGCGAGCCAUGCUUGAAGGGCCAGAUUAAGGUGAUCAGGAAAGGGGAAGUGAGCUGCUGCUGGAUUUGCACUGCUUGCAAGGAGAAUGAAUUUGUUCAGGAUGAAUUCACAUGUAAAGCCUGUGAGCUUGGCUGGUGGCCAAAUGCUGACCUGACAGGCUGUGAACCCAUCACUGUAAAGUACCUCCAGUGGAGCAAUAUAGAGUCUAUAGUGGCUGUGGUCUUUUCUUGCCUGGGGAUCCUGGUCACCAUGUUUGUCACCCUUAUCUUUGUGCUCUACAGAGACACCCCUGUUGUUAAAUCAUCCAGCCGCGAGCUCUGCUAUAUUAUCCUUGCUGGCAUUUUUCUGGGUUAUGUCUGCCCUUUCACCCUUAUAGCUAAACCCACCACGACAUCCUGCUACCUCCAGCGCCUUCUGGUGGGCCUGUCCUCUGCUAUGUGCUAUUCUGCCCUUGUGACGAAGACCAACCGCAUCGCUCGCAUCCUGGCAGGCAGCAAAAAGAAGAUCUGUACCCGCAAGCCACGUUUCAUGAGCGCCUGGGCCCAAGUGGUCAUCGCCUCCAUUCUGAUCAGUGUGCAGCUGACACUGGUGAUCACGCUGAUCAUCCUGGAGCCCCCCAUGCCCAUCCUCUCCUAUCCCAGCAUUAAGGAAGUUUAUCUUAUCUGCAACACCAGCAACCUUGGCGUCGUGGCUCCUGUGGGCUACAACGGACUCCUCAUCAUGAGCUGCACAUACUAUGCCUUCAAGACUCGCAAUGUGCCUGCCAAUUUCAAUGAGGCCAAGUACAUUGCAUUCACCAUGUACACCACUUGUAUCAUCUGGCUGGCCUUUGUGCCUAUCUAUUUCGGGAGCAACUACAAGAUCAUCACCACCUGCUUUGCAGUGAGCCUGAGCGUGACAGUGGCACUGGGGUGCAUGUUCACUCCUAAGAUGUACAUCAUUAUAGCCAAGCCUGAGAGGAACGUCCGCAGUGCCUUCACCACCUCAGAUGUGGUGCGUAUGCAUGUCGGGGAUGGCAAGGCACCUUGCAAGUCCAACACUUUCCUCAACAUAUUCCGGAGAAAGAAGCCAGGGGCCGGAAAUCCAAAUUCUAAUGGAAAGUCUGUGUCAUGGUCUGAACCAGGUGGAAGACAAGAUCCCAAGGGGGAACAUACAUGGCACAGACUCUCAGUGCAUGUGAAGAACCAGGACACAGGGUGCAAUCAGACAGCGGUAAUCAAACCCCUCACUAAAGACUACCAAGGCCAAAGCCUGACUUUUACCGACAUCAGCAGUAAGACUCUGUACAAUGUGGUGGAGGAAGAAGAUAGAGAGCCCAUUCACCUCAACCAGUCCAGCAGUCCCUCCAUGGUGGUGCACAGGCGGGUGACAACCACCCCUCCGCUGCAGGCCACAGCGGAGGAGACACAACUCUUCUUGCCUGAACAGUCCCCCAAGACCCUACCCCUGCAGCCACAGUCUCUCAUGGACCAGCUGGAAGGAGUGGUCAACAAGUUUGCCCCCGGCAUCCCUGACUUCAAUGCUGUCCUCCCCACUCCCGGCUCAGGGAAUGGUGUGCGGCCCCCCUACCAGCCCCCGACCCCACCAACCCUGCAGCCUCUCCAGUUGGCUGCCUUCAGCCAGGAGCCCCUGUCUUCCCCGGCCGAAGAAGCAGAGAGUGAGAAGGUGAAGCUCAUUCAGGGAUAUGUGUAUGAGAAGAACACAGAGGAGGAGGAGGACGAGGAGCCAGCAACCAGCAAACUGACUCUGGAAGACUCUCCGGCGCUGACGCCCCCGUCACCCUUCCGAGAUUCAGUGGCUUCAGGCAGCUCCGUGCCCAGCUCCCCUGUCUCAGAGUCAGUGCUCUGCACACCCCCAGAUGUGACCUAUGCCUCUGUCAUCCUAAGGGAUUAUAAGCAAAGUUCAUCCACCCUGUAGAUGCUGCAAGAAACAAGGUGGGAAGGACUUAGGCUGCUGCCCUCUGGGAGGUUUUGGAGAGACAAGUCUCCCAGGGCUGUGGGGACAGAGAGCAGAGAACAAAGUCACAAAUGACAGGGCAAAAACUUCAUCCUGCACCUAAAUAACUAAAAUGAAACAAAAAGAAAAUAAAAAUCCAUUCUGAGGGCUCAAGAUUCUCUAUCCGUUAAAAAUAAAAAUAUUGUACUUUGGGAAAAUGUUAGGAAACAAUAACAAAGCACAAAUCCAAGAGACAACUUCUAUAGCAAAAAAA